This is a messenger RNA of Staurois parvus, 1499 nucleotides long. Lineage: Eukaryota; Metazoa; Chordata; Amphibia; Anura; Ranidae. The record is from the annotation of a GenBank genome assembly.
GAAUGCUGGGAGGAGUCUGCCGGAAGUGGGGCAGAGAGUGAGCAGUGGCGGAGGAGUAAAAACAUGGCAGACAUGCAGAAUUUAGUUGCACGCCUUGAAAAGGCAGUGGGGAAGUUGGAGCUUCUCGCAGACGGUGCAGGUGGUGGCUGCGGCUCAAGCCCUGCAGAAGUGGCACAAUUUGUUCAGGCCUAUGACUCGCUCAUCAAUGUAUCUGUUGAAGACUAUUUGAAACUCAGCAAGGAAAUUGGCGGAGAUGUUCAGAAGCAAGCAGAGCUUCUAUAUGCUGCCAUUAAGUUGCAGCGUGAUGUUUUAGUAAAGGCAUCACAAUUUCAGCAGCCAGAUGAGAAAGAUCUUGCUACUCUACUCGCUCCACUUUCCAGUCAGAUUCAGACUGUUCAGGACUUUAGAGAGAAGAACCGAGGUAGCAAACAAUUUAAUCACCUCUCUGCAAUAAGUGAAAGUGUGCCUGCCCUUGGAUGGGUAGCUGUGGCUCCAAAACCGGGUCCCUUUGUGAAGGAAAUGACUGAUGCAGCUACGUUUUACACCAACAGAGUGUUGAAGGAAUACAAGGAUGUAGAUAAGAAACACGUAGACUGGGUUCGUGCAUACUUAAACAUUUGGACUGAGUUACAGGCUUAUAUUAAGGAGCAUCAUACAACAGGCCUAAGCUGGAGAAAAACAGGUCCAAAGGCUGGUGGUGCUUCACUUGCACCAAGUGCUCCAGCUGCCCCUAGAGCUGGACCACCACCUCCCCCUGGCGGACCUCCUCCUCCCCCACCACCUCCAGCCCCUACAUCUGCUCCAGGUGAUGACUCCAUCAGUCGAUCCCAACUGUUUGCAGAACUCAAUCAGGGAGCGAAUAUCACUAAAGGCCUAAAGCAUGUGUCUGAUGAUAUGAAAACUCAUAAAAAAAUCCAGCACUGAAAGCUCACAGUGGUCCAGUCAGAAGUGGACCUAAACCAUUCACAAGCCCGAAACCAUCACAUGUUGCAUCCCCUGCAGCAAAGCCAUCGCCUAAGAAAGAGCCUGCCCUGUUGGAGCUGGAGGGCAAGAAAUGGAGAGUGGAAUUUCAGGAGAAUGCCUCCAGCCUGGUAAUCGGUGACACUGAACUGAAACAAGUGGUUUACAUCUACAAGUGUGUAAACAGCACCCUGCAAGUAAAGGGCAAGAUCAAUUCCAUCACUGUAGAUAACUGCAAGAAGCUUGGCUUAGUGUUUGAAGACGCUGUGGGCAUUGUGGAAGUAAUCAACUCACGUGAUGUUAAAGUGCAGGUUCUAGGUAAAGUGCCAACAAUAUCUAUCAACAAGACCGAUGGUUGCCAUGUUUACCUAAGCAAGGAUAGCCUUCAUUGUGAGAUUAUCAGUGCCAAAUCUUCAGAGAUGAAUGUUUUGGUCCCAGGGAGCGGAGGAGAAUUUAGUGAGUUUCCAGUGCCAGAGCAAUUUAAGACUGUCUGGAAUGGAGAAAAGUUGGUUACCACAGUCACUGAGAUUGCAGGAUAG